AUGCAAUCACUCGUCCUUCCCCCUUCUUCCUACAUCUCUACAGAGUUCGGCCAUCCAAGGUUAACCCCAGGCCAAGAGCGGCUUUCGUUCAAUCUCCCUCGAUCGACAAAUGCUCGACGGUACACUCCUCGGGAUUUACCGCCCCCUCGCUCUAUGUCCGGUCCGGUCCCAGCAGAAGACUCGCUGGAGACUUCUGGGACCGCGAGGCGCCCCGGACAUCCGGAGCUCUUCCAACCAGUAUCAACCGCGAACGUAACAGCGCCAACGACGACACCCAUUGCUGUUUCUGGAUCUCAUCUCCCUUCGGGACCCGCGGGCGCUGGAGCUGUUUCGGAACCGCUGGUGCAGCGCAUAGUUUCCGCGCCCGGGGAGGAAGUGAUACGGCAACCGCUUAGUGUUAGCGAUGCAUUCUCUUCGACACGAGCACGACUCCCACCGUCGCUCGGAGCUCAACCUUUAUCGCAAUAUUCGGCGGUCGCCUACGCCCCGCCUUCGUUCGGAUCGUCGCCUCCGGAUGCCUCUACCCGACCAAUACCGCAAAAGCCCACCAGACGCACAAAAGCGCAUGUCGCAUCAGCGUGCGUAAACUGCAAAAAGAAGCACUUGGGCUGUGAUCCAGCGCGGCCAUGUCGGAGAUGCGUUCUAUCAGGAAAAGAAGCUACAUGUGUAGAUGUCACGCACAAGAAGCGAGGGCGACCGCCGCUGAAGGCGGAAGAAGCAUCCCUCAGAACGUAUGCCGCACACCUGGAUCGAGCAACUGCCGGGGAGCCUCAUGGCUCUCAAUCGAGACGGACACACAUGCAUCGAGCAACCUCCUCGCGGGAAAUACGCCCUGUGACAGAUCUGCAAAUGAUGGGAGGUCAAGCAGGAGCAAUGGCCAUGAGGGCCUCGUCAGGACAUCCGCACCGGUGGUCUGCUUCGAUGUACCCCCACGCCCUGGAUCCUGCCAUGACAAUGCAAAGAAGCAUCGGUCAUCGGAGAUUUUCCUCCUCUGGAUCAGUUCAGUCGAUGACGACAACAUCACCGCCCACCUAUGUGCCGAUGCCUGCCGGGUACAAUCCCGCACUGGGAAUGGGUCGCAUGCCUACGGGAGCUGGAAGGCAUCUGUCCUCUUACACCCACCAAGCAUUGAAUCCUGCUACGACCCCGCCGCAAUACCAACAGCAAUUUAUUCCGAUGUCGCCUUACGCGGAGGCCACGAGAAUGGCAAAUCGAAUGCCGAUGGGGGAAAUGCCAGUAGGAAGGGAUCCCCGUGAAGGGUACGGCGAAUCGCCGGUCAGGCUUCCCCCGAUCUAUGCGCCGACGAUGGGAACACCGGCUCAUGUGUCGCAAGGCCAUCGCUUAAGCAGUGACCCAUACCCUGCAGUUUGGUCGUCGCCCAUGCGAGAGGACUACUUGUCACAGGAACAUCGACAACAUAUGCCACCGCACGGAUAUAUCGAGCCGAUUUCGCCGAACAGUCAAAUGCGUCCGGGAGGAUCCGAUUCAGGAUACGUCGAUCCAGCUUUACGACACCUGGGAUCCAUGGUUCCUGGUACAGAAGGACAAUCGCUACAAUUGUCCCCUUCGCAAGCCCAAAUGGAGCAAUCUGCGGCUGAGCCUCAUUCACAGGAUUCAAGGCCAGCCAAGCGGAGAAAAAUGGCCUUGGAUGACAUGGUCAAUGACUAA
Aspergillus brunneoviolaceus CBS 621.78 is the source of this 1668-nucleotide messenger RNA. It is a transcript of the gene sclB, whose product is annotated as putative C6 transcription factor. Lineage: Eukaryota; Fungi; Ascomycota; Eurotiomycetes; Eurotiales; Aspergillaceae. Gene Ontology annotation, biological process: regulation of DNA-templated transcription. The coding region runs from base 1 to 1668 and encodes 555 amino acids. Gene Ontology annotation, molecular function: DNA-binding transcription factor activity, RNA polymerase II-specific; zinc ion binding. The record is from RefSeq and is a predicted model, not a curated record. The transcript has 2 exons.